Homalodisca vitripennis (glassy-winged sharpshooter) is the source of this 848-nucleotide messenger RNA. RefSeq names its product protein FAM177A1-like. The record is from RefSeq and is a predicted model, not a curated record. Bases 1 to 351 code for a protein of 116 amino acids. Lineage: Eukaryota; Metazoa; Arthropoda; Insecta; Hemiptera; Cicadellidae. The transcript is spliced from 5 exons.
AUGGACGAUGAUCCAAGAACUGGAUACGGGAUGUAUGAAGUAGAAAGUGUUGAUCCUAAAUCCUUGACAUGGGGUCCUUGGAUAUGGUAUCAGACUACUACUGCUGGGUCAAAGACACUGGAAGUCUGUGAUUAUCUGGGAGAAUCGUUGGCUUCAUUUUUUGGCAUUACAACCCCUAAGUACCAGUUUGAGAUAGACCACUUAAAUCAGCUGGUGCCUGAGGAGGAGGCUUUAAAGAAGGAACAAGACCUGGAGAUGGGAGGAUGGGUGACCAAGUCAGCUGAAGAGCAGACAGCCACUGGGGUUGCACCAAGCGUUACUGAGCCUCCUUCCACACAGAGGACACUUUGAUGAUUCUCCAUGCCUUCUGUGUCUGAAAGAUUAUUUUUAUUCUACAAUUGAAAAUUUAAACAUUUUACUAACAAUAUAUUUAAACUAUUAACUUGUAAAUAUUGUGUCUAAUUAUUUUUUUUCCUUGUAAGUUAAAUAUGUAUGUAAAGGAAAGUGUUGAUUUGUAUUAAAAAAUAUUAUUUAUUGGUCAUAUGCUGUACUGAGCUUGGGCCCCUACAUAGUCUAAUUUGGUUGUCCACAACUAUCAUGCAAGAGAUUAGGUUCAGAACAAACUAUUGAUGUUGAUAUAACAUAAAUAAUAAGCAACAAGACAUGGGUGUUGAACAUUCUGCACAAUGUGAUCUUUUACAAUUAUAGAUAUAAUUUAUAUUAGAAUAUACUUACAUAUAAGGUAAGUGUGGUCAUUUUUUUCUGUGUAUUCUCUGCUGUGAUAUUUAUAGUACAUGCAUAUUUUACCACAAUGUCACUUUACUGUAAUAAAAAGUUUUACAUUUUGA